CGUGGAUAUGAGGGUCUGGCAGAGAUUCAUAAAGACCUGCCCAUUCCUCCUCCUCCUCUCGAUAUAAUUUGAAAUCUCCCCGAGCUUGAGUUUAUAUACCCUGUUCACUUUCAACAAUUGUCCAAGUUGAAUAGUCGCGUAUUAUUUUACCCAUCAUCUCAGUGAGCAAUGGCUGCUGUCACUCCAACCCCGGGCAACGCCUCCUCCAAGAGACCUGAGCGUCUCCGGGACACCUUAUACGCAGACAUGAUGAAGCCAGACGAGGACCUCAGCAAGAUGGCCGACCCUGCAGAGCGUAGAAGGAUUCAGAACCGUCUCGCUCAGCGUGCUUACAGACGCAAGAUGAGGGAACAGAAGAAUGAGGUCGAGAAGCUGAGAGAUCAGAUCAAGAAGCUACAAGAAACACCCGAGUCUAGCAACACCAGCAGGCAGAGCACACCUUGUACACCACCAGAGAGCAGUGGCACUCCUGCCAUGCCCACGACCUCCCUGUCACCGCCCAACUUUGAGAUUGCCAACACACCAUCAGAACACCAGUGGGUGGGAGGAUACUUUCACGAAUGGCCAGCAGCGCCAGCCGCACAAGAGAGCUUCAUGACCGGCUUAAUCUCUCCCACAGAACUUGAAGCGCCGCCGCCUUAUGACGACUCAUUGCAUGGUGGUUAUGCUUCUGAUGGAUUUGGUGGUGCCCCUGGCAUGAUGAAAUCACCUCCAACAAGCCGUCAACACCUCAAGUCACGACGAACGUCGUCUCAAUCAAAACGGCCUCGCCAGAACCUGCCUCGCAGCAUCGGCAGCCCCGGACAACCACCACAAAGCCCACACUCUCCAUGGAUGGCACCUCAGCCGUCACCAAUACCAAUGGACAUUCACGCUCCACCAGCGGUCAUGAUGAUGGCACCCGAGCAUCAGAUGCCAGUGUAUUCACCCCACUUCGAUAUCCACGAACGCCCUGAAGAGUUCCAUUACCCUUCUCCGCCGCACAUGGACGAUGCACCAGCCUGGCAAAUGGCAACCGCGGAGGGUCUUGCGAGGACCCAGUCAGAUUCUAACCUCAGUGCCAGAGCUGCACCGCGAUCCCUGCCCGAUGCCAAUGCACCUAUAUUGCAUCUUGCCGUAGCCGGCGGUCACAUCGACACUUUGCGAAUCAUCCUCAAGCAAUGCAACGUCUCAGUCAACGUGCGGGAUAGCGCUGGUUACACACCCCUCCAACGCGCCAUAAUAAACGGCCACACGGACAUUGUAGAGCUGCUGCUCAAGCACGGCGCAGAAGUUAACAUCGACAGCUGAGCUCCCCUGAGAGCGCGCGUUGAAGUACAUGUGUAUACGCAUUGA
This is a messenger RNA of Xylaria bambusicola, 1335 nucleotides long. RefSeq lists its product as uncharacterized. Bases 169 to 1290 code for a protein of 373 amino acids. Gene Ontology annotation, molecular function: protein binding; DNA-binding transcription factor activity. Gene Ontology annotation, biological process: regulation of DNA-templated transcription. Lineage: Eukaryota; Fungi; Ascomycota; Sordariomycetes; Xylariales; Xylariaceae. The transcript has 2 exons. The record is from RefSeq and is a predicted model, not a curated record.